Molecule: messenger RNA, 2034 nt
Organism: Olea europaea var. sylvestris
Lineage: Eukaryota; Viridiplantae; Streptophyta; Magnoliopsida; Lamiales; Oleaceae
Exons: 2
Coding region: 1-2034 (677 amino acids)
Molecular function (GO): RNA-DNA hybrid ribonuclease activity; nucleic acid binding
Source: RefSeq, a predicted model, not a curated record
AUGGCUUACAAUGCUAUCUACGGUCGGCCAUUGCUAAAUGCAGCUAGCGCGGUCCCAUCGACCUACCAUCAAAUUAUGAAGUUCCCAACCAGCAGGGGGAUCGGGAGCGUGCGAGGAGACCAGCAUGCAUCAAGAAAGUGCUAUGUGGAUAGUAUACAAGUCAAAAGCCCACCAUCAGUCAUGAUGCUGGAUGUAGAACUCCCGAGGGAGCGGAUCGAGCCACUUGAUAUGAUUGAAAAAAUCUUUAUUGCCAAAGGAAAGAAGUUUCUCGUUGGAACAGGUCUGGGAUCCGAAGAGAAGGAAAAAUUGGCGAAGUGUCUAGCCGGUAAUUUGGAUGUCUUCGCUUGGAACCCAAAGGAUAUCCCGAGGAUUAGCCCAACUGUCGCGCAGCACCGCCUCGAUGUCCAGCCAGGGGCUAAGCCAGUGAAGCAGAAAAAGAGAAACCUUGCCCCUGAAAGGAGCAACAGAUCAGAGGAUGGUGAACAAGUCUUUCGUGGGCUAAUCGGAGGUGUCGUAGAAGUCUAUGUUGACGAUAUGGUGGUCAAGAGCGCCAGAGCCGAUGACCAUGUGGCCUGUUUGCAGAAAGUGUUUGACGUUGCCCGACAAAACAGAUUAAGGUUUAAUCCAGAGAAGUGUGUUUUUGGUACUGCAGGGGAAAAAUUUCUAGGUUUCAUGAUCACGCAAAGGGGCAUCGAAGUGAACCCGGACAAAAUUUGGGCAAUCCUAGAAAUGAAAAGCCCCACCAGUAGAAAGGAGGUUCAGAGGCUGACGGGGCGAGUAGCGGCCUUAAAUCGUUUCAUGAGCCGGGCGGCGGACAAAUGCUACCACUUCUUCAAAGCUAUAGGGGGCUCCUCCAAUUUUGAGUGGACUCAAGAAUGCGAAGAGUCUCUUAGGAACUUGAAGCAGUCAUUACAAGAGCCCCCGAUCUUGACCAGCCCAUCUCCUGGGAACGUGUUGUGUCUCUACUUGGCAGUAUCACCAAAGGCAGUCAGUACGGUCCUGGUGAAAGAGUUCUCGAAUGCGCAAAAACCAGUCUACUAUGUGAGCCAAGUAUUGAGGGGCACAGAGAUAAGAUACAGCCUGACUGAACAGCUGGUAUUUGCAUUAAUUGUCGCGGUCAGGAAAUUGAGGCCUUACUUUCAGUCUCACACGGUGCAAGUAAUGACUGACCAACCUAUCAAGCAGAUUCUACAUCAGCCCGAGACAUCUGGGAGGUUGUUGAAAUGGGCCAUCGAGUUAAGUGAGUUUGAUAUCGAAUUCAGGCCAAGGACAGCUAUUAAGGCACAGGCUUUAGCAGACUUCAUCGUCGAGCUCACCACCCCGCCCGAGCACCCACCAGGGGAACAUGUAGAUUGGAAAAUUUUUGUUGAUGGAUCUUCAAAUGACGAAGGAUCCGGGACGGGAAUCAUAAUGAUAGGUCCGAAUGAGGAAGAGUUGGAAUACUCACUGCAUUUUGAAUUCCCUACUACAAAUAACGAGGCCGAGUACAAAGCAGUAAUUACGGGUUUGGGAUUGGCAGGCAGACUCGGGGUGACCUCAGUGGAAAUUUGCAGCGACUCUCAGUUGAUAAUCGGGCAAGUGACGGGGAAAUUCGAAGCAAAGGACGGAAAGAUGGUUGCAUAUUUAAUGGAGGUCAAAAACUUGCAGAAGGGGUUCACCAAGUUUAAGAUAACUAAGGUCCCUCGAAAGGACAAUGAGCGAGCGGACGCGCUGGCUAAGCUCGCAUCAGCCAACCCCAGACGACUGCCUCGCACAGCCAGUGUGCAAAUUCUGCAACAACCUAGCAUCCAACACGUAAUCGAUGUUAUGAGUGUAGAGCAUGAGGAAAGUUGGAUAGACCCGUUGUUUGAAUAUCUCACAAAGAAUAAAUUGCCGGAGGAUGCUCUCACAGCAAGAAGGCUAAAAGUUCAGGCAGCCUCAUUUGCCAUCAUCGAUGGGCUACUCUACAAGCGAGGCUUCACAAUGCCAUAUUUGAAGUGUUUGCGACCAACAGAAGCACAGGAGGUGCUAAUCGAAGUACAUGCGAAAAUUUGA